This is a messenger RNA of Globicephala melas (long-finned pilot whale), 2689 nucleotides long. RefSeq names its product UDP-GlcNAc:betaGal beta-1,3-N-acetylglucosaminyltransferase 7 (gene B3GNT7). Gene Ontology annotation, molecular function: hexosyltransferase activity; UDP-glycosyltransferase activity. Gene Ontology annotation, cellular component: Golgi membrane. The record is from RefSeq and is a predicted model, not a curated record. NCBI's taxonomy places the organism in Eukaryota, Metazoa, Chordata, Mammalia, Artiodactyla, Delphinidae.
CGCCGAAGGGGUUAAGGUACCUGGGCCAACGCCUACCCUCACGGCCCCUCCUCCGGCCGCGGGGAAGAGGAAAGCCUCGGCGGGGGCGCGUCCCGGCCUCCGCCCAUGCCCGCCCCCGCCCGCCCCCGUCCCGGUGCCCAUCCCGGUCCAGAUCCCCGCCCGCCGUCCCCGAGCCGCGGUGCCCAGAGCUGCGAUCCGCGCGCCCGGCUCCGCCGCCGCCCUGGACCGGGCCGCCAUGUCUCUGUGGAAGAGAACCAUCUACAAGAGUGUGUGCCUGUCGCUGGCCCUGCUUGUGGCUGUAACAGUAUUCCAGCGCAGUCUGACCCCCAGCCAGUUUCUGCAGGAGCCCCUGCUACCCACCCUCGGGUUACAGAAGGCCCAGAAACCAAGCGGACACCUGGUGAACCCUGACAGCUUCUGGAAGAACCCGAAGCAUGCGGUCACCCUCACACCCAUGGUUUCACGGGGGCCCCAGGCCUGGGAUGUGACCACCACUAACUGCUCAGCCAAUGUAAACUUGACCCACCAGCCCUGGUUCCAGGGCCUGGAGCCACACUUCCAGCAGUUUCUGUUCUAUCGCCACUGCCGAUACUUCCCCAUGCUGCUGAACCAUCCAGAGAAGUGCAGCGGCGACGUCUAUCUCCUGGUGGUUGUCAAGUCCGUCAUCACACAGCACGACCGCCGCGAGGCCAUCCGCCAGACCUGGGGCCGCGAGCAGGAGUCGGCGGGCCGGGGCCGCGGCGCCGUGCACACCCUCUUCCUGCUGGGUACAGCCUCCAAGCAGGAGGAGAGGGCCCACUACCAGCAGCUGCUGGCCUACGAGGACCGCAUCUAUGGGGACAUCCUGCAGUGGGACUUUCUUGACAGCUUCUUCAACCUGACCCUCAAGGAGAUCCACUUCCUCAAGUGGCUUGACAUCUACUGCCCCGACGUACGCUUCAUCUUCAAGGGCGACGAUGACGUCUUCGUCAACCCCACCAACCUGCUGGAAUUUCUGGCUGACCGGCAGCCCCAGGAAGACCUGUUUGUGGGUGACGUCCUUCAGCACGCUCGGCCCAUCCGCAGGAAGGAUAACAAAUACUACAUCCCCGGGGCCCUGUACAGCCAGGCCAGCUACCCGCCGUACGCAGGCGGAGGGGGCUUCCUUAUGGCCGGGGGCCUGGCCCGGCGCCUGCACCACGCUUGCGACACCCUGGAGCUUUACCCCAUCGACGACGUCUUCCUGGGCAUGUGCCUGGAGGUGCUGGGUGUGCGGCCCACGGCCCACGAGGGCUUCAAGACGUUUGGCAUCUCGCGGAACCGCAACAGCCGCAUGAACAAGGAGCCCUGCUUCUUCCGCUCCAUGCUCGUCGUGCACAAGCUGCUGCCCACCGAGCUGCUUGCCAUGUGGGGUCUGGUGCACGGCAACCUCACUUGCUCCCGCAAGCUCCAGGUGCUCUGACACCGGGCGGGCCGCCAGGGUAGGCUAGGGCGUGUGCCCUCGAGCCCCGGAAGGCAUGAGGCUGCAAGUGCGAGGCCAGGGCACAGCCUUUGGUCUCCGCGGGGAGGCGGAGGGGUGGGCCUUACGUGUCCCCAGGUGUGGUGGGGUGCAGGUAGCCAGAGCUGAGGCCCGGGAACGUUUGGAACUGCCCGGACUGGAGACAGUCCUCUGGGGAGCGAGGCCACUGGCCCCUGGCAGCCCUCCUAACCUGGGUCUGUGGCCUGGCUCCCUCUGACCCGGUGGGAGGCCCUGGUGGCCUCUGGAGGAACCCUGUGCUCAGGUACCUGGGCUGGACCUGCCCCUGGAUGGGUCUGCGGCUGCCCUCUCACCUUCACGGAGAAGAUUCUCCUUCUCCUGUGAAAUGCCUCAGUCUCCCCACGGGCCCAGGCAGCCCUUUCAGGAGAAGCUGAGCCCUGUGCAGGCACACAGGCCCUCUCACGCCCCUGGGUCUCCUGGAGACUGAGCCGCAGAAGGCCCUCAGCACACCCCCGCCCCCUGACCUACCUGGGGUCUGGCUGCCCAGUCUACUCCCAGUUGGCUUCACUCCUAGCUGCGUCCUGUGAUGCUCCCUCCGGCUCCCGUCUGUCUGGAAGCAUGACCGGCCACUCUGACUACCUCAGCGAUUCUCAGAACCUCUGGAUGGGCUGCAGCCCCACCUCACCCCCUGACGCAGGGCCAAAGAGCAGUGCUCCGGCCCCAGCAGUCACGGUGCUGCCCACCCAGCCCAAGCCGAGGGCCCUCCUGCAGCCCCGUGAGGCCUGGCUCCCCAGCCGGAAACCAGCCGGUUCGACCCUGGAAGUGGACAUUCCUUUACUAAUGUGAAGUUUUAUUUAUGAAGAAUUUGGAGGGAGAAGGUGCCAGGCCUCGGGAGAAGGUGGUGUUCUUCCCUCCACUUCCCUCAUUUCAGCAAGACACGACCUGCCUCGGCCACUCUUCCACCCACAGCCACAACCCUGCCCCGUCACCCCCGUGCCCGUCCCAGCCCUGCUCCAGAACCCUGCCCGACCUGCACGCCUACUUCUGCAGGGCCUAAGCAGACCAGCAUUCGCCCCUGUGAAGGGACGGCGUGGCCCUCGUGAGCCGCCCCACUCAGGUUCAGGGGUCCCUGGGGGUGGCUGCAGAAGGAUGCCACCUCGUAUCAGGAUCGAAUCACCUGGGAAAAGAUUGAGGGGUCGACUCUAUUUUCUCAAUAAAAGGGGACUGGUUUUC